Messenger RNA from Magallana angulata, 2356 nucleotides. RefSeq names its product collagen alpha-1(XII) chain-like. Bases 146 to 2137 code for a protein of 663 amino acids. The record is from RefSeq and is a predicted model, not a curated record. Lineage: Eukaryota; Metazoa; Mollusca; Bivalvia; Ostreida; Ostreidae. The transcript has 6 exons.
AGAUACAUCUCAGAAAUCAGAACACUCGCAGACGACAGUUCAAUAAGAAACAAACAGCCAGAAAGAAAACUUACAGUCUGAAAGGAAACUAACAGUUCGAAAGGAAACAUACAUCGGUUUUUGAAACUUACGUUGUUUGACAACCAUGAAAGUCUACGCAGCCUUAUUAAUUAUAGCCUUUGGAUCGGCCUUGACAACGUGUAGUCCCCUAAAAGAUUUCGGUAUAACAGAAUGUCAAGACAGCAUGGCAGAUGUUGUCUUUGUCCUGGAUUCCUCCGCUAGUAUUUGGGAGCCCGAUUUUAACAGACAGGUGGAUUUUGUUAAGAACAUCGUCAAGCAGUUCAAAAUUGGACCAAACAACACGCAAGUAGGAAUCGUAACAUUUGGCCAAUACAACACGCUUCGGUUUCAUCUUAAGAAAUACCAUGACAGCGAAGAGCUACAGAAAGCUAUUGGUUGGAUCCGCUUCAAACCUGGUAGAACAACCAAUACCGGAGGUGCUAUCAAAUAUAUGUCCAAUGAAAUGUUCUCAGAGAAAAAUGGCGCCAGAGAAAAUUUCCCUAAAGUAGCCGUUGUCAUUACGGAUGGAAAAUCUACCGAGACGAAAAAAACCAUCGAGGCCGCACGAGUUGCGCGUGAAAUAGGGAUUCAUUUGUUUGCCAUAGGUGUGGGAAAGAAAUAUGACAGAAAAGAAUUAGAAAAAAUUGCCAACAAACCAUCUGAUGAAUAUGUUUUCACGGUUGACAACUACAGUGCUUUGAAAAACAUCCUGAACGUAUUUGCAGUCAAAACUUGCCAAGUGACAACAACACCGAAACCGACAACCACAACGACAAUAGCCACAACAACCACCACAGAACCUACCACUACCACCACAGAACCAACCACUACCACCACAGAACCUACCACUACCACCACAGAACCUACCACCACCACCACAGAGCCUACAACUACCACUUUUUCUUACAGAAUUGGGGAGCAGAGUGAUCAUCCCUUCGUUAAAGCAUGCAAUGGAAAACCAGCGGAUGUGUACUUCGUAAUGGACUCCUCAAGGAGCAUCGGGUCCAGCAACUACCAGAAACAGAAGACGUUUGUCAGCAAACUCCUGAGUGCCUUUGACAUUUCAAACUCCAAAACUAGAAUCGGGGUUGUGACGUACAGCAAUGACGUCAAGGUAGACAUUCCUCUUGGUUCUAUCUCAACACUCCCGGAACUUCAGAAAGCUGUUAACAAUCUCCCGUACCAUGCAAGAGGUACCAACACGGGAGAUGCCAUACAUUUCGUAAGAAAAGUCGGAUUCGUCAAAGGCGUUGCUAGACCGGAAGUAGCCCAUAUAAUGAUCGUUCUUACUGAUGGCCUCUCGAUGGAUUCCGAGAAAACACGCAGAGAGUCUUCUCUGGCUCACGAUGCUGGAAUCUAUGUGUUUGCCAUUGGAAUUGGCAAAGGGGUCGACACAGUAGAACUCGGUGCCAUUGCCAGCAACCCGGACAAAAAUUUCCUUUUCCAUGUCGAGAAUUUUGAUGCCCUAAGUUCCAUCAGAACACUGCUCGCCACUAGAACUUGUGAAGUGUUACCAAAAGACGAAGCAGCUUCAACCAGUGUUGUACCACUACCGAAAUAUGGACUAAUGGACAUCGUUUUUGUUUACGAUGUAUUCGGAAUUGGAGCCCAGAAGACUCUUAUCAUCAACAAAUUCAUCUCGUCCAUCGUAAGAAGGAUAACUAUUGGAAUGGGAGACAUCUGGGUUGGUCGUCUGAUUGCGGAUUGUCCGGAUAUGACGCAAAAUGGUCUGGUUCCGGUAACAUCCUGGAAUGAUAACUCCAAGAUUACGUUCCCGGGACUAGGAAGCCUCAUUGAGAAACUGGAUGUCUUCUUUGACAGUAAUGGCGGCCGAUACAACGCGCGGCGUACAGUGGUUGUGUUCGUGGAUGAGCAGGAACAGAACGUAAUGGACGUGGUCUCCAAACUCCACUCUCUCCAAAACAUGAACGUCAUCACCAUCAUCCUGGGGGAGGAGGAGAAAUACAUCCUGGAGGAGACCAGCACCAGGAAGUAUUUCUAUGUUCCCAGUUACAACGAACUUCUCCAGUUCACAUUUCCGUGUUUGAAACAGCUUUGUUUCUGUGAUUCCGUGUAAUCCUGUGUUCAUUAACUUAACACUGUAAAACUGUGAUAUUACAUUCCGAUAUUUUUUUUCUUUCUUUUUUGUAAGUUAUUACUUUUAUUUUAAAAAUGUCUAUUGUGUUCUAUGAUAUACAAUAUGUUCGUUCACGUUUUAUACAUUUUACAAAUGAAUGUUGUUAUAUACAGUUAUAUACACUUUAUAUUUAUUUUUAGCUUUUUCAAUAAAAAUUAA